AUGUCUACGGAUACCAUGUAUUUUAAUAGCUCGAGGCUGAUGCCAGCCUCGAGCAAGAACAAGAAUAAUAGUGUUGCAAGAUUGGAUAAAAAAAGUAUUCAGGCCGCAAAGAAAAAUAAGGUUAGGCAGGAAACCAUGGAUGUUAGUCUACCUGAUCCUCAAAUUUUGCCUAAUGGUGAGAAGCCAAAUUUUGGUAACUCAAAAUCUCGCCGAAAAGCAAGAGAUGGAUUGGCUCCCAACAGGAAGAGCAAGAAUGCUACAAAAUCUAAAGUUGCAGCUGAUGAAACGGAUGCAGCCGAGGUGACGCAGCAUCUCAAGGAUAUGUAUUUGAAGUCCGGUGAACCAAAGCCUAAACCCAAAAACAGCAGAAAGAGACAAGAAAAACGGAACAGUAGCACUACCAGUGUAAGCAGUGGUGCUGAUUCAUCCUCUGCAGACUGUGCUCGAUGUGAUGAGACCAGUCGUGAAACGCCAGUUUCGACUCUUUCGGCUAAGUCAGUGCCUCAACCAACCAAGCAAACUUCACCUCCGAUGACAUCACCAACGCAGUAUUCAAACAGUAGUGUUGUUUCGCCACUGCUUAUGAACCCAGGUCUUAACGCUGGUAUAAACGUGGGUAUUAUCUCAGCACGUCCACCAUCAUCACCAGUGUCGCAAACGCAAUUUCAACAACAGCAGCAAAUGCAGCAACCACAGCAACCGGGCUUCGCCGGAUAUCCAUACGGUAAUUAUUCCUUUGCGUCACCAUUUAAUGCACCUCAGUUUAUGGCACCACAAACGCCUUUGAUGAAUCCUAUGUAUCCGCAGCCAUCUUUGCAUCAGUUACCGGUGAUGUACAGAGCGCUUGACAUUCAACAACAUCAAAUGGAACAAAAUUAUUUGCAACAAGCCCAAAAUCACCCAUAUCAGUCAUUGCCACAAAAUCACCAAUAUCCUCGCCCUGUUAGCGCUCCCUUGGGAUUGGACAAAGUUCCCAAAGUAUUAGAGUCUAGCGCUAUUACUGGUCGUUCAAAGCCAUAUGAGAAUCAGCCUCAUGGAAGUAGUAAAACAUUUGCAGGGGCCUCAUUUGCAUCAAAGGAUCCCAAGGUUCAUAAAUUGCCCAAACCAAGCUUUACAUGA
Messenger RNA from Zygotorulaspora mrakii, 1119 nucleotides. RefSeq lists its product as uncharacterized. The coding region runs from base 1 to 1119 and encodes 372 amino acids. The transcript has a single exon. NCBI's taxonomy places the organism in Eukaryota, Fungi, Ascomycota, Saccharomycetes, Saccharomycetales, Saccharomycetaceae. The record is from RefSeq and is a predicted model, not a curated record.